AUGUCAAAAGACUCUAGGAAAUCGACGUCGAAUUUUAUUGCACAAAAAGAAAGAAAAAGUGCUCGUUUCAUUCAUGGCCUUACCAUCACCAAAAAAACUUUAUCCGUAGUCAGCACUGUUGGAGACGCUGUUUCUCCGUUCUUGCCAGCAAUCAGCACAAUAUGCACCUUAAUCGAGCAAAUCGUUCAAAUUUACGAGAAUGCUCAAUGUUAUAAAAAAGUUUGCAACACAUUAGUCGAUCGAGCGCUGAUGGCCGAAUUGGCUAUCAGUGGACUGUUAAGAAGAAAGAAGGAAAAUGAAGAGAAUUUUCGUAAACAAGGAUUUUAUAUUGCCUUUGAAAAAUUUGCAGUUGUCAUGGAAAAAAUUCGAGAUUUUGCUAUAGACGUAUCGCAAAUUAGCGGAGUCAGAAAGUAUGUAGAGGCGAAUUCUGUUCAAGAAAGGUUUAAGCUUCUGACAUCAGAAUUUGAAGAAUGUAUGAAGGAUUUGCACUUUACUCUGGCGGUUGAAAGUGAAGAACAAAGAAUAAUUGACCAAAGAAGUUUAAAAGAGGAUGUCAAUUACAUUAUGGAGUAUCUACGCAAAAUCAACGACGCGCAUUAUAAAGACAUGGCUUUAUUACAUCAAGAAAUUCUAUCAAUUAAAUCUCAAACGAAUGUAAAAUUAAAAGAGAUUGACUCUAAGCAAUUAUCGGAUCCUUUAAUUGGAAAGAGUGACGAUCGACGCGGUUCAGUUAUUAAAAAAUUAUUACGGAGAACAUUUGAUGUAGCGUGCAAACCCAUUGUUCUCCAGAAGUCCGGAAAAUCUAAUGUCAACUUGGCCAUACUAGAAAAGGUCAGCGAUUCGCCAAAUAUUCUACGUUUUUACGGCCUCUCGAUUGUUGAUAAUCACGAAGUCAUGAUCUUUGAAUGGGCGGAAUUGGGAAACUUAAAAGAAGUUUAUGAAAAACAUGAUAUCCCGUGGCCUAGGAAAGUACAGAUGGCUCUUGACAUUUGUCGUGGUAUUGCUUUUCUGCACGAAGUCGGCGUUUUUCAUCAUGAUAUUAGAUGUCAAAAUGUCAUGAUAACAAGAAACUUGGAAUCAAAACUAUUCAACUUUGAGCUUUCUCGAGAGGUAAACGCUCAUUCAGUGGAUAUUACCGAUAAGUUCAUGUCCUGUCUCUUUUGGAUGGCUCCUGAAAAAUUGAACAGAGAUAAUCCUUACAAUCACAAAUGUGAAAUAUUUAGUUUUGGAAUGCUUCUCUGGGAACUCUGUUUUGAAAAGGUGCCUUACAAAGGGAAAACGACAGAAUAUGUUGGUAAACAUAUUCUAAAUGGCGGCAGAGAAGUUUUGAAAUUCAAUUAUAGGAAGGGUGAUGAUGUAAUUGAAAUUCAGAAAGAAUUCGCGAAGAUUAUUAAGCAGGCAUGGGCACAAGAUCCGAACGAAAGAAUAUCACUUCCAUUGCUAUUUUUGAGUUUGGAAACCCUGUGUGCAAAAUAUGCGAAGCCUGAAAGUCUCUGUGGCCUAUUGCCUGACAAAUCCUUGGUUUAUGAUGAAGACGACGAUGACUUCGAUUGCAUGACCGAAUUCGAAGAUCUCACUAAUGAAAUAGAUGCCCCAAUUACGCUUGACGAGGGAAUAGAACUUCAUAUGAAGAGAGAUGAUGAAUCCAGGAAGAAGGCUUGGGAAUGUUUCUCCAAGCACGCUGAUCUUGGAAAUCCCAAGGCCAAGUAUUGGAAAGGCUAUUAUUUAUGGCAAGGGUAUUGUGUCGAGAAAGAUAUGGUUAAAGCACAGAUGUUAUUUAAAGAAUCUGCUGAUGAGGGAAUCGUCGACGGGCAAUUGCGUUACGCAUUUGCAAUCUUUAAAAAAACAAUGGAUCCUGCAGGAAAAAAAGAAUUUGUUGAAUACUUGCAAAGGGCAGCUAAUAACGGCAAUGCUGCAGCUGCUUUUCAAAUGGCGAUGCUGUAUUUUCAUCGAAGCAAGAGUAUUGAUAGCAGCGAGUUUGUUGAGAAAGACAGUGAGUUGGGAAUAAAAUAUUUAAGUAUUGCUGCAAGGAAUAAAUUCGCAAAGGCAAUUGAAGAGAUGAGAAAUAUGGGUUUGGAUAUUUAA
Acaulospora morrowiae is the source of this 2085-nucleotide messenger RNA. The record is from the annotation of a GenBank genome assembly. NCBI's taxonomy places the organism in Eukaryota, Fungi, Glomeromycota, Glomeromycetes, Diversisporales, Acaulosporaceae.